AGGGGGGAAAGGGGAGGAGGAGGACCGAGGACGGGACUGUCGGUGCGGCGGGCCGGGUGAGCAGCAGCGCAGCGGGCCGCCAUGGACAGGACGGUGGUGGUGAAGGUCGGAGCCGCGGCCAGCGCCAGUGUCUGCGUCGUGUUCGGCGGCGUGGCGCUGGCCCAGUACCUGGUCGCCAAGAAGAAGCGAGCGGGGAAGAAAACGAGGAUCAUCGAGAUGAUGCCUCAGUUUGAGAAACCCACGGUGCACAUCAGGGACCCUGAGCGGGUGGAGCAGAUCAUCUGCGGCCUCAUCAAGGGAGGAGCCUCCAAACUGCAGAUCAUCACCGACUUCGACAUGACGAUAAGCAAGUUUGCUAUCAACGGCAAGCAAUGUCCGACGUGUCACAAUAUUAUCGAUAACUGCAAACUGGUGACAGACGAAUGCAGGCAGAAGCUGCUGCAGCUGAGGAACAAAUAUUAUCCCAUUGAGAUUGACCCUUACCUGACUAUAGAAGAUAAAUAUCCUUUUAUGGUGGAGUGGUAUUUUAAGGCCCACUCGCUGCUCGUGGAGCAGCGGAUAGAGAAGGACAAACUGCCGGAGGUGGUGAGAGAGUCCGACGUCGCCCUCAGGGAAGGUUACGAGCAGUUCUUCGAUCGCCUGCAUCAGCACGACGUGCCCGUCUUCAUUUUCUCCGCUGGCCUGGGAGACGUGCUGGAGGAAGUCAUCCGUCAGGCGGGAGUUUACCACUCCAACAUGAAGGUCGUCUCCAACUUCAUGGACUUUGAUGACAAGGGAGUGCUGAGGGGAUUCAAAGGGGACCUGAUCCACGUGUACAACAAACAUGACGGCGCUCUGCGCAGCACCGACUACUUCAAGCAGCUGAGGGACAACAGCAACAUCAUCCUGCUGGGAGACUCGAUGGGAGACCUCACCAUGGCCGACGGCGUUCCCAACGUGGAGAACAUGCUCAAGAUCGGCUUCCUCAACGACAGGGUGGAUGAGCGCCUUGAAAAAUACAUGGACUCUUACGACAUUGUCCUCGUGAGGGACGAGACACUGGAAGUGCCCAAUGCCAUUCUCCAGAAGGUCCUGUAAACUCCCUGCUCUGUUUUCUCACCGCCUCCCCUGCAGCCUCGGGCCAACCCGACUCCUCACCACUGUGUAACUCCUCCACUCUCUCCGCAUUCAAUCAGCAUCUUGCUCCGAUUCUCUGCCCCUUUCCUCAGACACGGCUGUCCAACAGCAUCAAAAAAAAAAAAGGAUGUCCUGCAUCUGAAUGAGAACGGCUUGUCACGUUGUCUCCCCGGUCAUCUUCUGAUAAAAAGAGAUGUGAGGGGGGGAAAAAAAAAACAAAUACACGCUGUCACUCCAUCCUCAUGGCUUGCACACUAUUGUUAUUUCUGGAAGUAUUUUUGGAUAUUGUAAAAGUUGCACACGUCAAACCAGCUACUAGCAGGCAGACGUAGCGUUGCGGAGCUGUGUCACGCCGACCUGGUGAGCGUUUCAACGUGAGCUGCGGGGGUUUUGGAUCCGCUCACGGCUGCCGAAGUUAGUAACCCAUAAGUAUAGGAAAUGAUUUCCUCGAAAGCAACUUGAAUGUCUUGGUCUGCUGCAGCGUGAUGACGACAAACAGUGUUAGUGACGGAAAAAGAAGGAUUCAGGUCGUACGAAAUGAAACUCCUAAGAUCUCAACAAACAAAAACAAGGAAUUGCACUUUACAUUCUUUUAUGCAGAAGAAUUACGUGUGGCUAUAGCUUUUGAUUUGUUGCCGGGAACAUUCUUGCACCAAAAAAAAAAGCUAUGUUUACAUAUUUAUUUAAUUCUAAUGUGCUAAUUUGAUAUCAUUUUAACCCACAGAGGAGGAAGAAAACUAAGCUUUUCAUCGUACGAAAGGACAUAUUCGUGCUGUUCUUUGCGUAACCUGUUUACCCGAACAUUCUGCAACCUGGUGUUGAAGGUUAGAGACAAUGUUUAAACCUGAAGCUGACCUCUAGUGGCUGUUAUGUGGAAUUACAACCGUGAAAACAGGCCUAAGCCUUCAGAUUUGCUUGUAAAUAAAGAUUCUUAUACUCAUUAUAUCUGAGGCGUUUCACUGAUUCAGGAGUAAACAUAAUAUUCCUCGCUCUCUAACACCAAGUGUAAGACCUGUUUAAGUGUUUUUAUCACGUUUUUUUUUUAUUCUGUGCAUUUGAGCACUACCUCUGGAAUAUAUUUUUUCAGGAGAUUCAAAGCUAAAUUAUCCGUUUUUUCAGCAUGUUGUUUCCCUCUAAGUUGUUUGUGUUUUAAAUGUGCUGCUAUCACCUGCAUGUUGCCUUUUCUUAUCAUAGUGUUUAUGUCUGAGAAAGGAGAGACUAAAGACUUAUUUAUCAUUAAAACGGGGAGUACUGUCCUACUGUAUAUGUGGGAGUUAUAUGAAAAAUGUAUAUUGUUUUUCUGCUUUUGAGAUAUGUUCUGACUUGGGUGUUUUAUUGUUUUUUUUUAAAGCUUAUGGCUUUAUUUGAUGCUGUGAAAAUAAAAACAUGCAAUAAAUUUAAAGAAGUCAUGACUGGAUCACAGACCGGAAUA
Molecule: messenger RNA, 2548 nt
Organism: Fundulus heteroclitus (mummichog)
Lineage: Eukaryota; Metazoa; Chordata; Actinopteri; Cyprinodontiformes; Fundulidae
Gene: nt5c3a
Product: 5'-nucleotidase, cytosolic IIIA
Exons: 8
Coding region: 82-1077 (331 amino acids)
Cellular component (GO): cytoplasm
Molecular function (GO): magnesium ion binding; 5'-nucleotidase activity
Source: RefSeq, a predicted model, not a curated record